Anopheles stephensi (Asian malaria mosquito) is the source of this 6693-nucleotide messenger RNA. RefSeq names its product lissencephaly-1 homolog (gene Lis-1). Gene Ontology annotation, molecular function: protein binding. The record is from RefSeq and is a predicted model, not a curated record. The transcript has 7 exons. The coding region runs from base 1960 to 3195 and encodes 411 amino acids. Lineage: Eukaryota; Metazoa; Arthropoda; Insecta; Diptera; Culicidae.
CAUUUGAUGUUGUUUACCACUUACGAGUAAGAUUUUGUUUCCCAUGUGUCUGCGGGAGGAUUAAACAUUUAGAAUAUGUGUGUUUCUGUUGUUUUGGGGAAUGUAGGAGUUGCGUAUGUAGAAAACAAGUGAUAUUGUACGGUUUCCAUUUCUUUCUGGACAAACGAGAGACAGAAACAGAGAGCUUCUAUCGUGAAAUCACGAGAAGAAUGUGUCUCGAAUUAUGGUAGGUGAGAAAACCCGAAGCUGGAAGGUGAGCGUGAGCAAACCACACUGGAAGAAAGGUGAGCACAUGAUGUGCGUACUGGCCGCGGUUGAGAAAGCGCGAGCUUUCCUUUGCACCUAGGCUCCAUUUCUCAUUACGUUUUCACACGUUGCCGAGUGCAGUACGAAGGAAUAGCCUUCCCCGGCUUGAACGGUGGACAACAAACCGACGACAACGACGACGACAACGACUACGACAAACGACCCACACUGAAAAAGAAGGAGGAAACCCCAACAACCAAACCAAAGUAAAGAAGAGUAGUUAAAAAGAGCUAGCAGACAGUCGUUGGCGUUGUUACGUACCCGGUGCGCGGAUCCGCUUGCCAAUACUAUCGGCCGACCUUCUCGUAACCAAAAUCAGCCCAAGUCCGGCCGCCCAUCCAGUGCUUCACCCUGCUUCACCUCCCUAAGCCCCCUUUUUAGUGGGGGACCGAAUACCCGGUUUUAGCGAAUCGUAUGCGAAGUUGAAAGUUUUCCGGCACGUUGCGUUUUUUCGGUGUUUUCGAAGUUCGACGGGUGCGUGUGUGUGUGUUUUUUUUUUACCAACUGUGGGGCUAAUUUUUCCUUCGUCGCCGAUGCGCGUGCGAUUCGGUUCAACCCUGGUGGAUUGUGUCAUUUGGUGGUGUUCUGAAUUGUUUCCAAUUCCAAUCAAUAAAGUAGGCUCUGGUGGAAAAUUGGUUCGGGCCGCGGUUGACAACCGAAUUUCAGCCGCUUUCCUUCGUUACUGGUGGAAAAGCUUAGUGCAAAAGUAGGCAGAAAAGGUGACAGUGGUGGUGUGUGGUGCAAUCAUCAGCUUCAGCAGAGUUGUGGCAGUGUUGGAGGGUUGCAACAGAAGCAUUCAAGGGGGUGUACAGAGGAAGUGUCCGCUGAAGAGAAGUUUUGUGCUUUGUAAAGAUGAUACAACAGCGGUGCAACAUAUGCUGCUAGUGAAACGACGACGAUAGCGUAACACCUUCUAGUUCCAGCUGAGUGUAAAGUCACGAAGGCUUACAUACGUCCACUCAGAACCAUUAGGCAAGACGUCACAAUCGAAACGUCGGUGCCAUACCAGAGGAAUCUGAGCGUUUGACAGCGUUCUCUGGUGCGAUACUGUCUGGAACGGAAGCUAUCACAUCUGUAAAUCGACUAACGACAAAUCGACGACCAAAAAAAGCAAAACAGUAAAAAAAGUGAAAAAAAGAGAUUACAAUACGUAUAUAAGUCAGAAAAAUAUUUACGACCCUUGUGCAAUUUUACGAAGCGGCAGCUUAAAAAGGCCGCCGCCAGCCUCGUAAUAAGGUGUAAACUAACCGUGCAAAAGGUGCAAAGAAAGGAAGCGAAAUUUUGAGCGAAAUUGAUCGAGUUAUACCCUCUAGUGAAAGUGCAGAAAAAAAGCAGUGAUCGAAAGCGAAAAGUUAAUUGAAUUUAACGAAUAAAAUCGGCAUCUUUCCGGUUCGGCUGUGUCGUAAUCGACUAGUGCUAGUUAGUGUGUGAAAGUAACAAAAAAAAGAAGAAAAAGAUCGUGUCCUUCGCGUAGGGGCAAUUUCAAUUGAACCGUUUCGGACCACCGCGACGGAUCAUCAAUCGACGGCGGAAGGAGCAAUCCGUCGAACCAACCGUAAAAGGAUACAGUUUCGUCAGCAGGAAACCAACGGCGCCAGCACGGAACAGCAGGAGGAGGACGUUUUUUACAAACAUUCACCAGCAGAUCAAAACAUGAAAAUGGUGUUGUCACAACGGCAGCGCGAGGAGCUUAACCAAGCGAUUGCCGAUUACCUGGGAAGCAAUGGAUACACAGACGCCUUGGAAGCCUUCCGGAAGGAGGCGGACAUGCCGAACGAGAUAGAGCGCAAGUACGGUGGGCUGCUGGAGAAAAAGUGGACCUCCGUUAUCCGGCUGCAAAAGAAAGUGAUGGAGCUGGAAGCGAAAUUGUCCGAGGCGGAGAAGGAAGUGAUCGAGGGCGCUCCGACCAAGGCCAAACGCACACCAAGCGAUUGGAUACCGCGCCCGCCGGAAAAGUUCGCUCUCGCCGGACAUAGAGCCACGGUCACGCGGGUUGUGUUCCAUCCCGUCUUUAGCAUGAUGGUAUCGGCAUCGGAGGACGCCACGAUUAAGGUGUGGGACUUCGAAACGGGUGAAUAUGAACGUACGCUCAAGGGUCAUACGGACUCGGUACAGGAUUUGGCAUUCGAUUCACAAGGGAAGCUGCUCGCCUCCUGUAGCUCGGAUCUGUCUAUCAAACUGUGGGAUUUCCAGCAGACAUAUGAGUGCGUCAAGACAAUGCACGGUCAUGACCACAAUGUGUCAUCGGUUUCGUUCGUGCCAGCGGGUGAUUUUCUACUCUCUGCGUCCCGUGACAAAACGAUCAAGAUGUGGGAAGUGGCCAGUGGCUACUGCGUCAAGACGUUCACAGGCCACCGAGAGUGGGUACGCAUGGUGCGGGUGAAUGUCGAUGGAUCGCUGAUGGCCUCCUGCUCGAAUGAUCACUCCGUUCGAGUUUGGCAGACAAACUCCAAGGAAUGCAAGGCUGAGCUGCGAGAGCACGAGAAUACAGUAGAAUGCAUUGCCUGGGCACCGGAAUCGGCCGCAGCGGCUAUAAACGAGGCAGCCGGAGCAGACAACAAGAAAGGUGCACAUCAAGGCCCAUUCCUGGCAUCGGGAUCACGAGACAAAACGAUCAGGAUUUGGGACGUCAGCUCCGGGCUGUGCCUGUUUACGCUGGCCGGCCACGACAAUUGGGUGCGUGGUAUCGUGUUUCAUCCCGGUGGCAAGUAUAUGAUUUCUGCUAGCGACGACAAAACGCUACGCAUUUGGGAUCUACGCAACAAGCGUUGCAUGAAAACGCUCUACGCUCACUCACAUUUCUGUACAUCUUUGGAUAUGCAUAAGUCCCAUCCUUACGUCAUAUCCGGCAGCGUGGACACGACGGUUAAAGUUUGGGAGUGUCGCUAAGUCAAAUCCUGUCUACUCUCCCACCCCACUCUCCUGUACACGCCACCACACACCAACCAAUCAUCCAACAACCGAUGUUGGCAGCUUGUUUGGGUCCUAGCGACUCAUUGGCGCUUUCUUUUUAUGUUCGCUCUUCGACAAAGCAAAGCAAAUUAGCACCACGGCAGUGGAUUAUAGGAUGUCUUCAUACAAGGAAGACACCGUUGAUAUUUUGAUCGAGCGGGUUACGGCGGAUCCCUGUGAAUGGUUUGUAUUUCAUACUUGUCCUCCGAUGCAGCUGGUGUAAACAUUAAUGUGAUGAUUAACAGGAAACAGGAUUUGCGGAGAGAUUGUGAGCUGAGAUAUCGGUGGGCAAGUGAAAGGUUUUUUUUAGUUGAAUGUUAGUUUAUGUUUUGUUCCAUUUUACUCAUAUCGAUCCAAUGAAUAAUGCCAGGCGGGUACGAUAAUAGUGACGCUCGUUAGCUAAAACCUGAGCACUGUGAGGCAAAAUGUGCAUCCUCCUAGAGUCACUGUUUUAUCAGAAGAACAAAUAGUAAGCUUUUCUCUCAUUCUGUUAUAGAUUUUGCGCAGAAUUCAUACAAAAAUGCAAAAGUAAUAUUGAAAAUGCUAAAACAAAUGAUACACACCUGUAGAAGAUACCGAACACCACCACAUCCAAAAAUAAACAUAAACUCACAAUUCAUUACAAUACAAUUAUUAGAAGCAAAAAAGUACACAUUCUAGCAAUGGCAGUCAUUAUCGAACGAAAACGAAGAGAGUGAACAAACAAUGAAGGAUUAUCCCAGCAGCAACCAGUAGAUGCGAAUAGGAGACAGGAAGAGGCCCUCGAUUGCAAACCAACAGAAGUAUAAUUAUCGAGCCUUCGAUGUUUGUCAACUUACUCAUCUAGGGUGGUAGCAAGUGGCACCGGAGCAGCAGGAGAAAAAAAAACGAGAGGAAAUGAUUGGCAACAAUUGGCAAAAGUGCAAGGAAUAACAUGUGUGAAGGGAAAUAUUAUUAUUAACAAUAUACUUACAAUUUAAAGGUCUGGUUGGAGAGAACAUUCGAAUGCAGCAUUGAGACAUUUGUAAGCGCAGAAAAACGGAUUCGAGUAUGGUAGUAAGAUGCGUUGGUGUAAUGCGCAACAGCAGCAACACACGCUAAGUCAAAUGGAAUCAGUGCCACCUCACACAAAAACGGAAGACCCGUUCGACCAGCAUAUGCCACCGAAGCACCGAAUCAUAAGCCGAAAAGCCGACCCCGCGCAUCCUUGCUUCCUUGUCAAUUCUUCUUCGACUGCUCCAGGCCGGCGUAAGGGCCGGAAAGUGUUGGCGCGUAGCGUUACAAAUGGAACUGUUGUUGGGAUGUAUGUACCGGACUACCGGCGUUCGAGGAGGGUUAAGAGCUUGCUGAACUUUAAAUCUUUUUCUCCCAACUGUUGGUAUAAUAUGCAUCGGAUCCUCUUGGUUGACUUUCCAACCAACGAUCACUUUCUCUGAGGUGAAGCUUGCCUUAAUGGUUGAAGCCAUUUCUAAAUUUUGCAAAUGAAAAGCAUAUUGGCUAAAUUUUUAACAUUGCAGGCUCAUUAUACUGAAUGUGAUUGACCAAGAAAAAGACUCUUUUCCAACUUAGUUCUUUUCAGUUUUGGUCUCAUUUUUUUGAUAUUUUGCAUUCUACCAUUUAUAUGGUUAACUCUAACGUUCAGUGUGACUGCCAUCCGAACUGAUUGACGCGUUUUGAAGAAAGUAAAGAGUUUGAAUUCGGGUAUCAGAACGAAAAGUGGAACAAAUUGUCCUAGUGACAAGCGGAAUCGCCCUGAUAAAUAUAUGAAUACCACAAAGCAUUCAAGAUCCAGUUUUGGUACGGUCCUCUAUGACCUAGUAAAAUUGGCUUUGCUUUGUCGAAAGCUGUUUGUACAUAGUGCGAAUAGGAAACGUUUGAUAAGAUUGUUUUAGAUCGAGCAGAAUAGAUCACGCUCCAGUCGGGGGUUAGGUUUAGGAUCAAGUUUUACACUCUCUGUCCCCACACCGCAUGGAAAUUUAUUGACCCGAACGGGGGAGGGUUUCCAAACUUUAGUUUCGGCUGGUGGGAAAUUGCUGCCCGAUUGCUAUUUUAUAUGCACCACAGUCCAUAUUGUAAAUAUUGUUACAGCACACGCACGCGUAAUGCCGCAGAAAACCUUUCUUGUGCAUCAGCUCCGAAACAUGUAGCCAUUUUAGCCAGAAAAAAGGUACAUGGAGCGUCAUUCAAGCCUGAUAAACGUUGUGCGGCUGUUUGUGAAAAAAAAACCACGGUGAUCAACAACUUGAGCAGAGAAACCGGAGUAAGAAAAGACGGAAGUCAACAUGAGUGUGGCGUGUGUUGGUGAUGAUGAUGGUAGAAGCGUUAAUGAGGAAACGUGGGCUGUUGUAGUCCACUAUCAUCAUGCCGCUUCUACCAUCAGCAAAACGGCAAACGACUUUGCUCCGAGCGGUUAGAAAAUCAUCGGCGCGCUGAAAACAAACGGAAGGUAAAUGCGAAAAUGCGUGAGAGUGUGUGUCUUGUUUCAUACUAUUUAAAUUAUUAAAUCUAUUUCUAAUGCCCUCAAUAUUGCAAAACGAACCACACUACAACAGCAAGAAAUGUGCGUUUCUGUGAGCUACGAGAAACAGAUAGAUGAGAGAGAGAGAGAGAGAGAUGAACGCUGCAAAACCGAAACAUAAUUGCAACUGCUAACUAUUACUAUUAUUAUGAUUACCUAUUAUAAUUGCUACCGAAUAUGGCUACCGUUGCAUGCUACUUCUAGGUUGUGCAACGACAACAAUAUAGUGUUAAACGCGUUCUAAAACAAACAAAAAAGCGGAAGCCUUGACGGCGGACCGUUGGUUGACCGGUGGUUACUGAAGAGCAUUAGCAUGGCCACCGGAGCAGAAUAGCUGUGCCCACGCUCAACAUCAGCAUCAGCAAAAGAGACCAUAAAACCGUUUGAGAAACGAGCAAUGUCCCCAUGUACGUCGGAGUGAAAGCAAAAGAUGUGAGAGAUUUAGACAGAAGUACGUGUGAAAUGAAUGUGUUCCAUCAAAUAAAAAAAAAACAACAGGAAGCAUGCAUGCAUGAUAAUGAAAAAAGAUCAGACGUCGGGUGCACAGUGGCCCCCGGGCGCCCCAAGCGGGCAGUGGGGCAACAUGAGCAUGAUUUGAUUUUAUUUCCUUCAUGGUAAAUAAAAUUUAAAUCUACAACGACGAAGCUAAAGCGGGACGAAGCUAGAGCGGGGUUUAGUUAGGCCGGAAUUGUGGCAGAUACUGUUAAACGGUCACGUGCUCGCAAGGCAAGCCGCAAGGGCUAAGCAGUUCUGUAGUAAUAUUCUUAAAGAAAAGGCAACACAACAGCAAAAUGCUAAACCUAUGCGUUACGAAAGUGAAUGAAACGGGAUUAUAAUUUUCAAGAAACAAAAAUAUAUAUUAUGGAAAACAUUGACAGUGAAUAUGAGCAGUGAGACCGAGAGAGAGAGAGAGUGCAAAUAUAUUUAAAGUUUUAUUA